Messenger RNA from Hyla sarda, 2877 nucleotides. RefSeq names its product oocyte zinc finger protein XlCOF7.1-like. The coding region runs from base 316 to 1884 and encodes 522 amino acids. Gene Ontology annotation, molecular function: DNA-binding transcription repressor activity, RNA polymerase II-specific. The transcript has 7 exons. The record is from RefSeq and is a predicted model, not a curated record. Gene Ontology annotation, biological process: negative regulation of transcription by RNA polymerase II. NCBI's taxonomy places the organism in Eukaryota, Metazoa, Chordata, Amphibia, Anura, Hylidae.
UUGACUGUGGAGCAGUUUAAGAGUUAAUAGCCCCCUACUGGAAUGGUUUGGCCCCCUCCCCCACCUGCUUUUCUGCCCAGCAACAUCUUGGUAUUUCCCAGGGGGGAGUUGAAGUUCAACCAAUUAGAUGUGGUUGUGGUUCCCGGACUUAUUUCGUCCCUUCCCCUGGUUUUUAUAUCUGGGGGUGACGCCCCCCUCACUCUCCCCUGGACCUAGAGUUUUGUCCCUUCCUCCCUCCCCAUUUUUGUUUUUGUGUUUUGUACGUCACAGCGGGACAAUAUCUAUGAGAGAAUUCUCCUGGAUGACCCAUCAACCAUGGGGAGAGACAGGAACAAGAUGGCCGACAGGAUCAUAAACCUCACCCUACAGAUACUCUUCCAGCUUACUGGAGAGGAUUACACAGUAGUGAAGAAGUCCUCUAGUGGGCGCUGUCGGGCCCCUGAGUGUGAAGGAUGGGGAAGAACCCUGAGCCCAAUACCGGGGCCCCCACCUCACUCCCUGUUACAUGAGGAAAUGGAAGAACAGAAGAUCCUAGAACUCAUCAACAAGAUGAUGGAGCUGCUUACUGGAGAGGUUCCUAUAAGGUGUCAGGACGUGGCGGUCUAUUUCUCCAUGGAGGAGUGGGAGUAUGUAGAAGGACACAAGGAUCAGUACAAGGAUCAGGUGAUGAUGGAGGAUCAGCAGCCCCUCACAUCACCAGUCAGAUCCAGUAAGAGAACAGCACCAGAGAGGUGUCCCCGUCCUCUUCUUCCACAGGAUGAUCAGGGAGAAGAUCUGAACAAUAUUAAUGCUCCAGAAACAGAUGUGAGCAGUGAUGAGCAGUAUAAGGAGAAUAUUCCUACAGGGAAACAUCUGUUCUAUUAUAAUGUUAGAGACAUAAAGGAAGAAGAAGAGACAGAUGUGAGCGGUGAUGGGCAGUAUAAGGAGAACAUUCCUACAGGAAAAGAUCUGAUCUAUAUUAAUGCUGCAGACAUAAAGAAAGAAGAAGAAGAGACAGAUCUGAGCGGUGAUAAGCAGUAUAAGGAGAAUUUUCCUACAGGGAAAGAUCUGGUCUACAUUAAUGCUACAGACAUAAAGGAAGAAGAAGAAGAAGUGACAGAUGUGAGGGGUAAUGAGCAGUAUAAGGAGGAAAUUCCUACAGGGAAAGAUCUGAUCUAUAUUAAUGUUACAGACAUAAAGGAAGAAGAAGAGACAGAUGUGAGGUGUGAUGAGCAGUAUAAGGAGGACAUUCAUACAGGUAACCUCCCAGAUUCUUGUACCAGGAGAUCAGAGGAGAAUCUUCUAUCUUCAGAUUAUAAAGCAGAUGAUGAUAUCACACAAGAUACAUAUGAAGAACAUUCCAUUAUCCCAGAUACACCCUCAGCCCUUCACAGCCAAGAUCUCUCAUCUCAUCCUUAUAUACAGGACCAAUCUGAUUUAUCACUGAAUAUAAAUCAAUAUGAGAAGUCGUCAUUUUCAUGUUUAGAAUGUGGGAAAAGUUUUGCUCAGAAAUCACAUCUUUAUCAGCAUAAAAAAAGUCACACAGGGGAGAAGUCAUUUUCAUGUUCAGAAUGUGGGAAAUGUUAUAUUCAGAAAUCAAAACUUGUUUAUCAUCAAAGAACUCACACAGGAGAGAAGCCAUUUUUAUGUAGAGAAUGUGGGAAAUGUUUUACUAGGAAAUCAAUUCUUGAUCAACAUACAAGAACUCACACAGGGGAGAAGCCAUUUUCAUGUUCAGAAUGUGGGAAAAGUUUUGCUCAGAAAUCGCAUCUUAUGCAACAUAAUAAUACUCACACAGGGGAGAAGCCAUUUUCGUGCUCAGAAUGUGAGAAAUGUUUUACAAAGAAAUCAUAUCUUGUUAAACAUCAGAAAACUCACGCAGUGAAAAUAAAUUUUUUUGCAUAAAAUGAGCGAAAUGUUUUACUCAGAAAUAAAGCCUUGUUGAUCCAAAAACUCACAAAGGGGAGAAGCCAUUUUUAUGCACUCUUUUUUGUCGGGUUGUGCGCCUAAAUCCUGCCUGACCCUGCGAUAGAAUGUGCGACAGAGAAAAACCCAACACAUUCAGAGACAUUCGGAGACACUCAUGUUCAGAAUGUGGAAAAAGUUUUGCUCAGAAAUCACAUCUUAUGCAACAUAAAAAUACUCACACAGGAGAGAAGCCAUUUUCAUGCUCAGAAUGUGAGAAACGUUUUACAAAGAAAUCGUAAAACAUAAAAUUGUAAAAUGUAAAUCCUGUCUGACCCCGCGAUAGAAUGUGCGACAGAAAAAAAACAACACAUUCAGAGACACUCUGAAUGAAAUAAAAACCUACAAAAUGGGCAUGGUUUAUGUGAAAAGGGGUGUAGUCCCAACAUUUCUUCCAAAAACACUCGUCUUUUAUGGAUAACACUCAGGUGAACUUUUGCUGAUGAAAAUCCUACACUUUAGAGCAUGUAUAAAGUUUCUGAAUUUGGAGGAAAUUCGUUUGCUGUUGGCUUCCUUUCCAGAAUUGACUGACUGUAAAAAGUAUUUUUUCCUAGUUAAAACCAGUUUUUACUGAAUGCCUUUGUUGAAACACCAGUUUUUACUAAAUGCCUUCUUACAAACUAGAGUAUUUAAUGAAUGCCUUUGUAAAAACUAGAAUUUAUGCCUUUGUGAAAACUAGAAUUGACUUUUUUUGUUUGUUUGUUUUUUUGCUUGAGGCUGUUUUUUUUGGGGACAUAUUGUACUUUAUAUUAGUAGUAAAUUUUGUUGAUACAUUCAGUGUUUUUUUGCAUUUUUCUAGAUAUAAAUUCUCUACUUGUAAGAGAGAUCGUCAUGCCAAAUAAACCUAGUUUUUAGGGAUGUCCUGAUACCAUUUUUUUUAAGACCGAGUAUGAGUACCGAUACUUUUUUUUUAAAGAGUACCUGUCAUCAAAC